This is a messenger RNA of Trypanosoma conorhini, 780 nucleotides long. RefSeq lists its product as uncharacterized. The coding region runs from base 1 to 780 and encodes 259 amino acids. The transcript has a single exon. The record is from RefSeq and is a predicted model, not a curated record. NCBI's taxonomy places the organism in Eukaryota, Euglenozoa, Kinetoplastea, Trypanosomatida, Trypanosomatidae.
AUGGAGUCUCGGUCACGGCCCUGCGGCCGUGACGCGGGCGGAAGGCAGACGAGGGCCCGCAGUGGCAGCAGCUGCAGCUGCAGCAGCGGAGGCGCGGCCGAAUGCGGCGGCGGAGGCGAUAACGACGCAGACGCCGCUGUUGCCGCAGCCUCGUCGCCCGCGCGAAAACCGGCCUCGCUGCCUUCCUUCCGGCAGCAACACGCGGAGGAAGCCACGGCCGCAGGGACGCGGAGUCCGUGCUGCGGCGACCACGACACGGACGCGGCGGCGGCCCGCCCUGCUACCAGCGGCAGCGGCAGCGGCAGCGGCGACGAGGCGGAGGCGACGACGGUCACUGUGAUGGUGCCAACGAUGUUCACCACCGCAGGCGGACGUCGCAUUUGUGUGCGGGAGAAGCGGCGCCUUGCCCGCGGCUCCCCGUACUGGCGCCUGCUUUUCGAGUGCCCCGUGCAGGGGACGGCCGCGCCGCCCUCCCACGCCGACACGGAGACCGGGCUGAAGCGGCGGAAGGUGAAGGACGACGCCGACGAGGCGGACCUGUCGCAGUGCGGCCUGCCGCCGGCGUGGCAGCGGCGCCCACGCGAGGCAAACGCGCUGUUUGCGCCUUCGCUUGCCGUGUUCCCUCAGCGGCCCCGGGCGCGCUCGUGCCCGCCGCCAGUAUCGAGCGACUGCGGGGCAUCUGCGGAGAGCGGCGGUGUCACGUUCACCUUCCCUUGCUCCUCCUUCACCAGAGCCGACGGCAGCAUGAUUUAUUUCGCUGGGGCGCGCCGCGGCGCAUAG